Colletotrichum fioriniae is the source of this 441-nucleotide messenger RNA. RefSeq lists its product as uncharacterized. The record is from RefSeq and is a predicted model, not a curated record. Gene Ontology annotation, molecular function: NAD binding; oxidoreductase activity, acting on the CH-OH group of donors, NAD or NADP as acceptor. Lineage: Eukaryota; Fungi; Ascomycota; Sordariomycetes; Glomerellales; Glomerellaceae.
AUGGCGGCCGCUGGUCACCUCAUCUUUGCCAUGGCCGGUCCCUCCACUGCUACUGAAAAGCUGAGGCCGUUUGUGGUCGAUGUCAUGGGGAAAAGCAUAAUAGAUAUGGGAGAAGACGUCCGUAAAUCAAGCUUGCUAAAGAUAUCAGGAAAUAUCUUUGUCAUUGGCUUUCAGGAGUUGACCGCCGAAGCGCAAGUCUUUGCCGAGAAAACCGGGCUCGGUACCCGCCAAAUGGAGCAGUUCAUCAGGGACAUGUACGGGCCCGUUAUCGAGAGCUACUCUAAGCGGAUGACAACGGGCGCAUACGCGCCACCCCUGGGUACACCCCCUGGCUUCGCAGUGUCCCUGGCGGCCAAGGAUGCCGGACACGCUGUGAGGAUCGCCGAGGAGCAUGUACUCAACAAGCAGAUAUUACCGACAGCCCAGACUGGCCAAGAAUGA